Molecule: messenger RNA, 1700 nt
Organism: Stomoxys calcitrans (stable fly)
Lineage: Eukaryota; Metazoa; Arthropoda; Insecta; Diptera; Muscidae
Product: DNA-directed RNA polymerase II subunit Rpb4
Exons: 6
Coding region: 96-1688 (530 amino acids)
Biological process (GO): regulation of transcription by RNA polymerase II; transcription initiation at RNA polymerase II promoter; positive regulation of translational initiation
Cellular component (GO): RNA polymerase II, core complex; nucleus; P-body
Molecular function (GO): transcription coactivator activity; translation initiation factor binding; nucleotide binding
Source: RefSeq, a predicted model, not a curated record
AAUUUAACAAUAGCCACUAUUUUCCGCCGCCUUAUUAACGUGUAAACAAACCAAAUUAAUCUAAAAACCCACUAAGAAAAAAAAACAGCAGAAAAAUGUCGUUCAUGAACCCUGUUGAUAUGGUGGAGGAGGAUGCUGCCGACCUACAGUUUCCCAAAGUUUCUCGCCAGCGACCCAAGAAUCACAAACUGAACAUAAUUAAUGCAAAAGUUAACAAAGAUACUCGUUUUACGGUGAGCACAUAUGAUCCAGAGCAAUUGCAGCGUUUAUUAGAACAACGAGAACAAUGUUUAAGGACUUCCAUAAGCAAUGGUUGCAAGAAUGACGAUGAUGAUAUACCACAAUGCUCAACUUGUCAUUGUAGUCUUCAAGAGCCCUAUAUUCGUUGUUCCGACUGUGAGGAGUAUGUUUGCUUGUGCCUUCAAUGCUUUGCCAAAGGGCGUGAAACGAGACUUCAUAAAAACAAUCACGCAUAUGUCAUAAUCAAAGAUGAUAUACAAGUUUUUCCUGGGUCUGGUUCAUGGACAGCAAAAGAUGAACGUAUAUUGCUACAGGCGCUGCAAACACAAGGCUAUGGCAAUUGGGAUGCGGUGGCCAAAGCUUUGCAGUACCGCCAUGAUGCUGCACAGUGCCGUCAGCAUUAUCAUGACAACUAUUUUGGAGGUGUGUUUGAGCGUCUCUUGGGACUUCAGCAUGCCUCUCAUGCCUAUACGCGGCAGCACACUCCGUACGUGGUAAAGAUGCGUUCGGUGGAUCCACCAAGACACGAUGACAUCACAUCAAUACAAUUUAAAAUUAUGGCAGGUUAUCGUUGUGCUCGUGGAGAUUUUGAUACACCAUAUGAUGUUACGGCGGAGAGUUUUCUAACUACAAUACAAGAAGAGGAAGAACGUUGCAAAGAGCUAGUAGAUGACGAAAUAGUUGACGAUGAUACCGAAGCAUGUUUGGGAGAAUUAAAAUAUGCUUUAGUACAGGCCUAUAAUCAUCGUUUACAAGAACGCCAGAGACGCUAUAGAAUAAUGCGAGAUCACGGUCUCAUAAUGACCAACCGUACCAUGGGUUGGAUAACUAAAUAUGCCGAAGCAUUACUUUCUGAAACAAACUGCAAACGAUUUUUGGCAUUUAUGCAACUUUGCAAACCAAUGGAAUUCGAUUUACUAAUGGAGGGUCUUAAAUAUUAUAGUGAUUUGCAAAAAGCAAUAUUUCGGCUAUAUGAAUUGCGACAAAAUGGUGUUCGCACUAUGGUUGGUGGUUCGCUAUAUUUCCGAUUAAAAAAGAAGCGACUACAAGAACAGCGAGAACGAUUGCGAAAUGAACGCUUGUUGCAUCAGUACGAUUGGCGCAAGUUGAUACCUUCAGAGUCAUAUACUCUGAAUGAUGCUAUAAAUCCAUAUUUCCUAACACCCACUGUAAACCCUAUGCCUAGAAAAAAAGCAGGCCCCAUGGAUGUUUUUGGUCUUCCCGGUUUUGCUAAACUUAAUGAUGAUGAACGUCAAUUGUGCAGCGUAGCUCGUAUAGUACCACAAUCAUAUUUGGAUUACAAAAAUAUGCUAAUUACUGAGAAUAGCAAAGUUGGCCACAUACGUUUAGCCGAUGCUAGACGUCUCAUCAAGAUCGAUGUUAAUAAAACAAGACAAAUUUACGAUUUUCUUUUAGAACAUGGGCAUAUAAAUAAACCAAGUUGUUGAUAGCUAAGAAAA